UUGUUACUGCCAAAGAGCUAAUGGCUACUAUCGGAAGUUCGGAAAAGACUUCUGUACAAGUUGCCAUCCGAAUAAGACCAAUAGUAAAUGAAGCUUCAUCCGUAAAGCAAUCUCGGUUUCAACGCCCUGUGGUCACUACUUCUCCACAAUCUCCAAAUCAGGUGGUGGUAGUACAAGGAGAAAAGAAACAAUGUUUUAAUUUUGAUUAUGUUUUUGGUCCCGAAGCUGGUCAAUCUGAAGUCUAUGGAAAAGGUGUCGAGAAAUUAGUCCAUCAGUUUUUAGAGGCUUAUGGUCAGACGUCAUCCGGUAAAACCCACACAAUGGGUACCGCAAACAACCAUGACAUUCCUUCGGAAUCUAAAGGAAUAAUUCCACGUGCCAUCUCAACUCUAUUCAAAACAAUGAAUUCUUCGCAACUAAAAUCUCGAAACUUUUCAAUUAAAGUUAGUUUCAUUGAAAUUUAUAAUGAAGAUUUAAUAGAUUUGUUUGCGGAUAAUGUUGGUGAUAAUAAACCUCAAGUUACCAUAAGAGAAGAUUCUAAAGGAAAUAUAAUUUGGAAUGGUUUGCAAGAGAUUAAAGUUAAUGGCGUUGAAGACGUUAUGAGUCACUUGUCUCGAGGUUCUCAAAAUCGUCAAGUAGGAGCAACGGAUAUGAAUGCCCAAUCUUCAAGAUCUCACGCAAUCUUUAGUGUCACGAUGACCCAAUAUGUCAACUCCAAUAUCCUUCCAAAUUCUCCGAUUUCACCUACCAGCAGACCAUCAACACCUUCAAAAAUAAGGCCAGGAAGUAGUUUGAGGUUGAGUAGAAAAUUAGAUGAUAAUGAAUGUGUUUCGAUUUCAAGUAAAUUUCAUUUUGUGGAUUUGGCUGGAGAACGUGCAAAGGAAGGCAUCUCUAUAAAUUCAGGUCUUUUAGCUCUAGGCAAUGUAAUCUCCGCUCUUGGUGAUCCUACUAAAGCUAAACAUAUAACUCAUAUUCCAUAUCGUGAUUCUAAGCUUACUCGUUUAUUACAAGACUCUUUAGGUGGUAACGCACGAACUUUAAUGAUUGCUUGCGUAUCACCUACUGAAUCAAAUCUUACUGAAUCUUUAAAUACUCUUAAAUAUGCUAAUCGUGCAAGAAAUAUUAAAAAUACUGCAACCGUUAAUUCUGAAGAAGUUGGUUGGAAUGAUUUAGAUCAUUUAAGAACGUUGGUUUUAAAAUUAAGAAAAGAGAUUAAAGCAUUAAAAAGUACUAGUUUACCAAAUGGUUUAAUUGAUGGAAAUGAUUCUUAUAAUAAUUCUGGAAGAAAUACUCCUACUAUGAUGUCUGGAAGAAAUACUCCUACUAUGAUGUCGGGAAGAAAUACUCCUACUAUGAUGUCUGGAAGGAAUACUCCUAGUACACCUACAUCAACAUAUGGAGGAGGUUCGAAAAGAUCUUCAACAAGUCUUUCUAUAGUAACAAAUGCUGAUGAAUUUUCAAGAUCACAAAAUGAUAAAGAUAUUGAAAUGCUUGAAGAACAAUUAAUUGAAUUACAAAGAUCUUAUGCCGAAUUAUCUCAAAAAUAUGCAAAAACUUCUGCUGAACUUGCUAUUCAUCAAGAAAAUAUGGAUUCUACUUCUUUACGUGGUUCUCCUUCUGAUACUACCACUCAAACAAAUUCUAAAUUGGUUUCUCAAAGUGGUUUAGAAUCCAUAACUGAAGAAGCGGAAGAAGAAUUAAGAUUGGCAAACUUCCAAAAAGUUGUAGAACCUGUAAUAGAAGAAUAUGAAAAAUCUAUUUCAAAUUUGGAAUCUCAAUUAGCACUUGCAAGAGCUGCUUUAAGUCAUACUGAAACUGUUAUGCAAGAACAAGAAUCAAAACUUGCGCAUGCUGAACGAAUUAAUGAUCAAAAUAUUGCUCUUAUUAAUGAUUUAAGAUUAAAAAUUGCUAAUUUGACUGAACAUGAAAGUACUAACGAAGGUUAUAUCAGAGAUUUGGAACGUAAAUUGGAAGCUUUUGUUGAAGGAUAUAUUAGUGAUUUGGAAUCAAGAUUAAAAGUAAGUGAGGAACAAGUUGAAAAAUUCA
Molecule: messenger RNA, 2046 nt
Organism: Racocetra persica
Lineage: Eukaryota; Fungi; Glomeromycota; Glomeromycetes; Diversisporales; Gigasporaceae
Source: the annotation of a GenBank genome assembly